Messenger RNA from Danaus chrysippus (African queen), 486 nucleotides. NCBI's taxonomy places the organism in Eukaryota, Metazoa, Arthropoda, Insecta, Lepidoptera, Nymphalidae. The record is from the annotation of a GenBank genome assembly.
AUGGAAAUGAUAGCCCUAAUGGAAAAUGAUUUGAAUAUUAGAUUCGACAUGGACCAUAACAAAAUCUUCACCUUGGAUACAUUGUUGGAUCCAAGAUACAAGCAACAGUUUUUCGAGGCAGAGGAUCUCAUCACCAUUAGGUCCCAAUUUUUCGUAGAAUCUCUGAAGAAUAGCAUGAGUGAUGACGACAGCGACAGUGGCAAUGAUGAUUUACAGAGCACCUCCACUGAUAAAAAUAAUAUAGAAACAGCAACACAUAAGAAUUUUUGGCAAUGCUACCAAAAUUUUGCAUCAAGAAAAAUACAAGAAUUUCAAGAUGACAAGUCAAGCUCAGCUCAUGAACUGCAGUCCUACGGUGCGUUACCGGUGAUAAAGCGUAAUGAUGACCCAUUUCAGUGGUGGAGCCGCAAUAGUUCUAGGUACCCCGAAAUGUCGCGCAUGGCCAAAGUGUACCUCUGUUGUCCCGCAAGUUCUGUUUACAGAUAG